UCUGAUUAAAACCAUAUCGCUCGCUGUGAGUGGCUAACUAAUCUGAAGGCGAGAGCGCAACCGAAUAUUUAACCGGGGCCCCGGUCCCAGCCAGGCUACCGGCUGCGGUCAUCGGAUCAUGCACGGAGCGGCACGGAUCUAGCCUCCUACAGUAAACAUAACUGGCCAUAGUCCCAUCAUGUCGACUGAAGCUGAAACUGCUGCCACCAACAGCCAGCCUGAACAACAGGCUCCACCAAAGGCACAAUCUUCAAAGAAGGAAAAAAAGAAAGGGCCAGAAAAAACAGAUGAAUCUCUCUUGGCUAGAUUCAAAGGUGAUGGUGUAAAAUACAAAGCUAAACUGAUUGGCAUAGAUGAUGUUCCUGAGGCAAGAGGAGACAAAAUGAGUCAGGAUUCAAUGAUGAAGCUGAAGGGAAUGGCAGCAGCAGCCCGUUCCCAGGGUCAACACAAACAGAAGAUCUGGGUAAACAUCUCCCUCUCUGGCAUCAAGAUAAUAGACGAAAAAACUGGGGUGAUAGAGCAUGAGCAUCCAGUAAACAAAAUCUCCUUUAUUGCUCGGGAUGUAACAGACAAUCGUGCCUUUGGCUAUGUAUGUGGAGGAGAAGGCCAGCACCAAUUUUUUGCCAUAAAAACAGCCCAACAGGCCGAGCCUCUGGUUUCUGAUCUUAAGGACCUCUUCCAACUAAUUUAUAAUAUGAAGAAGAAGGAAGAAGAAGAAAAGAAAAAUAAUGAUGGUGAAGAACUGCCUGCUGAUCAAGCUGACAAAAUGAAACCGGGAGUUGACCAGAUGGACUUGUUUGGGGAUAUGUCAACACCCCCUGAUAUGAGCAGUCCCACAGAAGCUAAAGAGAUCCUGUUAGUGGAUUUUAAUUCUGAAAUUGAGACCAAACAAACCUUUGCAAAAGAGGAUCUCUUCUUGAAUGGCAUCACAGCCUCUCUUCCACAACCAAAGGCACAGCCACCCUUCUUGCCUGAGAAUUCUUUCUCCACCAAUCUCAGCUUCUUUCCUACACCUAAUCCAGACCCUUUCAGUGAUGAUCCUUUCACACAGCCGGUCCAAUCUGCACUAUCUUCAUUUGAUUCUCUAAAAUCUGAUCAGAAGAAAAGUCCAACUACCUUGACAUCAGGGGGUAAUGGUGAUCCAAAUGGUGAUACUGACUACUUUGAUAAACAGUUUGACCAGAUUUCUAAUAGAACUGGCAAACAAGAAGCACUAACAUGCCAGUGGCCACUUGAGAGUAAGUCACCUGCAGCAAGAAUUCCCAAUGUGAUACCAGAGAGAGAAAGGAAUGGCUUUCCUGAAGCCCAAACAAACCUUUUUCUGGAAGGUGCUUCCAAAGGAACAUCUCUGCAGAAUGGAGUAAAACUGGAUUCUGAAAACAAUAUCCAACUCACGCCACAUGAGCCUAUAACAAUUAGCCCACCACCACAGAGUACCAAGCCAGGAAGAGGAAGGAGAUCAGUCAAGACUGCAUCGGAUGACUUGUUCAGCUCAGACUUCUUUGUGCCAUCUACAGAGAGCCUUAGCUUGAGCUCAGGGGCACAGGCAGGAGCUUCGCUGACUAACCCGCUGGACCUCUUCACAAAAAGUUCUACCACAGCAUCUCCAUUGGCUGCUCUAGGUGGCUUGCCAGUAACUUCAUCACCAUGGACCCCACAGACAGUUUCCUUCACUCAGGCUACAUCAGUCUUUCACGGGUCUAUGAUGCCUGCUCAGUCUCCAGGAUUUACUCAACCACUUGUCUUCGGUACUCAAACAGUGCCAGGCUGGAACCAGUCUUCAUCUUUUGGAGCCACCCCCACUCAGUCUUCUGGUCUGUGGUCACAGCCAGCACAAGUUACUCCUAGUUCUUGGGCACAGCCAACCAGCGCUGUGAAUCCCUUCCAGAGCAGCAUGUUCACAUCUCCACCACUACCAGCUCAGACAGCCUCAGCACUGCCCUCCCUGUCAACAGCAGCCAGCCCACCCCAGCCGCCACCCAGAGCUGCAGUGCAGAAGGAGCUGUCCAAGAAAGAGAGUGAUGCAUUCAUUGCUCUGGAUCCACUUGGAGAUAGAGAAAUGAAGGAUGUCAAGGAAAUGUUCAAAGACUUCCAGCUGACAAAGCCACCUGCAGUACCAGCAAGGAGAGGAGAACAGCAAAGCCUUUCAGGUGCUUCUGGAGUUCCCAGCAGUUACUGUAGAAGUAAAAGCCACCAAAGCCUGUUCCUCAACAAAGUGCGUUGCCAGCUGAAGGCCUGUUUGAAAGUCAAGAUAAAACAGACCCUUUCAGUGCCUCAUCUAAGGAAUCUCAGAAUCCACCUUCUGGUCCUUUUGAUGAUCAAUUUGGCAACCCGUUUGCAUAGAUCAUGUGUAACCAGAAAAGGACAAAUGGAAUAACUGGACCUCUUCUCAACGUGAUUUUUCUACGUGUUUCACUUUGCUGUCUGCUAUUCUUGCUGAUGUUUCAUGAUGUCUGCAUUCUAAAAUGUAUCCAGGUGGAUUGAAGCAUGGACCCUCAAAGAGCAUGCUGUGAAGAUGAUAAUUCAGGGCAAAGCAAAUGGGGAUAUUGACUCACGCUGAAAACCCAAAUUCAAAUUGGUGGAUGUUACCUUUACUUUAGUUCUUUGCACUUCUCUACAGAGAGUUUGGCAGCACUGAGUAAUGUGUCUUGUCAUUUCCCUUUACAUAGCACUUACUGUCCCACAACAGAGGAACUUAAUGUACCUAGGGGAGAGGUGGUGUCUUUGCAUAAGGGUAUAGAAUUAGUAGCUGAAACUUCACACCUUAAACAACUAGGUCAGUUGCCCAUUGUGACAGCAGUAGCUAGUUGUAAAGUUAAGUGAAGGCUACGGAGUUCUAAUUGGUGACUGGACAGGUGACUUGGUCUCUUAGCCACAAAAAUGUAACUGUGUAGAGGAAAAUAAUCUAAUAUUGGUCUAUUUCACUAAAAGUAAAAGUAUCAUUCCACCAUAAAUGUGUCAUUAAGGGACUGCGGAGUCUGUAACAGCACUGCUGAAGCCCUGAGUACUAGAGGCCUACACUGUAAGCUGGAAAACUUCUUGCGGAACAUUUAGGUAGCUGUGGACACUAACUGUUGUCUUGGUGCUAAUAUGGCAGUUUUCAGGGAGGGAAAAAUACUAGGAUUACUUUCCUAUUAAGGUGGCUUGGCAAACAAAUGAAACAAGCAGGUAGGGUUCUUGCUUAGAUCUCUGUGAAUCCCUGAUGUGCUCAGUUUGAUUUGUCACUUGGUGUACUGGGGUAUGUUUCCAACAUGCUGGAAAACAAAAACACCAACAUGGCUUCACUCCACACAUAGACUCCUUGUGAACAGAUGCACCACCCACCACCUCUGUGCCAUUAAUGUGAGGUAGUACUCAUCUCUUGGAAAACUUGCCUUUUCUCAAGAGCCUUUUUACUAAAAGGUUUUGGAACCAGUUAAACUGCCUGUGACAGCUACAUUCCUGGCCAGUGGUGAUGACUGAUGUGUCAGCAGUUUUUCUGUUCAGUAUAAACUUGAAAUGUUAUUGUUAAAUCAAAUGCCUAAGCCAUUGUUAAACUGGAGAGCUAAGAAAGUCAACUUGAAUACCGCCUUAGUACCAAAUUCAGCCAGUCAUGCAAUUAGUCUUGUAUACAAACUUCUCUUGCACUUUCUGUAAUGCAAAUUUUUUUAAAAAUUAAAAAAAAAAUCACGAAUUUAAGUAUUUGUCUCAAACUGGAAAUGUAGAAACUUAUUGAUGUUACACUGUUAUGUAAAACUGUAGUACCUGUUACUUAAUGGCAUUAAAAAGCAACUCUUCAUACCAAAUGAA
Pyrgilauda ruficollis (rufous-necked snowfinch) is the source of this 3789-nucleotide messenger RNA. RefSeq names its product DAB adaptor protein 2 (gene DAB2). Gene Ontology annotation, cellular component: plasma membrane. Lineage: Eukaryota; Metazoa; Chordata; Aves; Passeriformes; Passeridae. Bases 179 to 2377 code for a protein of 732 amino acids. The transcript has 14 exons. The record is from RefSeq and is a predicted model, not a curated record. Gene Ontology annotation, biological process: negative regulation of canonical Wnt signaling pathway; positive regulation of endocytosis; receptor-mediated endocytosis.